AUGAAGAAGCUCGUGAUCAAGCCGUUCCGUCAGCACUUGGGCAUGGACCACACGCGUGCGCAGGAGAUCUGGACGUCGCUCCGCACGGCCAUCUACGAGAUCUUCUCGCACAACGCGAGUCUCUUGUCCUUCGAAGAGCUCUACCGCAACUCGUACAACCUCGUGCUGCACAAACACGGCGACGUGCUGUACAACGGCGUCGUGGGCGUCAUCACGGAGCACUUGGAGACGGUCGCGGACCACGUCGCUGCCGUGACGGACGAUCUGCUGCUCGUCACGCUCAACCAGCAGUGGCUCGACCACCAGCUUGUCAUGACCAUGGUGCGGGACAUCCUUAUGUAUAUGGACAGGACGUACGUGACCCAGAAGCGCAAGGUGCCCGUGUACGACACUGGGUUGUACAUUUUCCGGGACGUGAUCGUGCGGCACGACAGUGUGCGGGACCGAUUACGGACGCGAUUGCUCUAUAGUAUUGAGCGUGAGCGACAGGGGGAGUUGAUUGAUCGAGACUUGAUGAAGAGCGUGCUCCGCAUGCUCGUGGACCUUGGCGUGCACUCGAAUUCCGUGUACGAACAUGACUUUGAAAAAGCGUUCCUGGAGACGACGCUCGACUUUUAUCGAGCAGAAGCCCAGACGAUGCUUGACGUUGCAACGUGUCCCGAGUACUUGGAGAAAGCUGAGCAACGACUGCAUGAAGAAGGGGCGCGGGUAUUGCAGUACCUGAAUGUCUCGACGGAGCACAAGUUGAAGACGAUUGUCGAGACGCAGUUGAUCAAAAACCAGGCCAAAGCACUGGUGGACAUGGAGCAAUCGGGAUGUAUUGCCCUUUUUCGAGAUGGAAAGACACUGGCACUGCGCAGGAUGUACUCGUUGUUUCGACGAGUGCCGAGCACGUUGCUGGAAAUGAGUGACUCUGUGUUGCAGUAUAUUAAAACUCAUGGCGAGGAAAUUGUGAAGACGCAGCUGUGUCCCGAGACAGCAAUGGAUGCAUCGCAGUUUGUGGGCAAACUGCUUGGUCUGCGUGAAAAGUUUGUGAUGUUCUUGGCUGACUGCUUUUUUGACGACCCGCAGUUUCAUAAGUCAAUUAAACAGGGAUUUGAGGCGUUUAUGAACACGAACACAGUGUGUGCUGGAUACUUGGCACACUAUCUGGACGAGUUGCUGCGCUCAAAGAAUCGAUUCGAAGAAGAAAUGGACACUCGCGUAAGCCACGUGAUUGCGCUGUUCCGGUAUCUACAGGAUAAAGAUGUUUUUGAGGAGUUUUACAAGGUGCUGCUUGCCAAGCGUCUCUUGAAUAGUCGUGGCAGCUCGGAUGAGGCAGAAAAGCUGGUGAUUUCGAAGCUGAAAGCCGAAUGUGGUUACCAGUUUACAUCGAAACUCGAGGGUAUGUUUAAGGAUAUGAGUAUAUCGAAAGACCUUAUGGAGCUGUACCGAAAGUCGGGCUACGAUACUAAAUGUAGCGGUGUCGGCGUCGACACAUCCAUCGCGCCGGUGCCGCUAUCGGUCCACGUACUCACGAGCGGGUUCUGGCCCACGGAGAUGGUUCCUUCGUGUGCUCUUCCACCCGAGCUUGUUCAGCUGACGGAGGUGUUCGAGUCUUUCUAUAACGCGCGGCACAAUGGUCGUAAACUGGCUUGGAUGACAAACAUGGGUACCGUUGAUAUUCGUGCCACGUUUACGGCGGGCGUCGAGGAUCCUAAGCGUCGCCACGAGCUAAAUGUGUCCACGUAUCAAGCCGUCAUCUUGAUGCUGUUCAACCAGCGUUCUCAGUGGCGCUUCAAAGAGCUGGUCGAGUGCACGCGAAUUGAUGCAAAGGACCUCAAGCGGCAUUUGAUUUCUCUCUGUACGCCCAAGUACAAGAUUCUGAUCAAGAGCUCGAAGGGAAAACGUAUCGAUGAGGAGAUUGACGCGUUUACAGUGAAUGGUGCGUACAAGUCGAAACUGCACCGUGUACGGAUACCUCUAGUAUCACAAAAGGAGACGUCACUGUUGCCUGCCAUGGCAUUAAGUUCAAGCAAUCGCGAGGCAUUACCACCUACGGUGGCCGAAGAUCGGAAGCAUCUCGUCGAGGCAGCAAUCGUGCGUAUCAUGAAGACGCGCAAGCAGAUGCCACACAAUCAGCUCAUUGCCGAAGUCACGCGUCAGAUGACAAAUCGAUUCACACCGUCUCCACAGCUCAUCAAGCUGCGCGUUGAGAGUCUCAUCGAGCGAGAGUACCUUCAGCGCAGCACGACAGACCGAAGGAUGUACAACUAUUUAGCGUGA
Molecule: messenger RNA, 2265 nt
Organism: Peronospora matthiolae
Lineage: Eukaryota; Oomycota; Peronosporomycetes; Peronosporales; Peronosporaceae
Source: the annotation of a GenBank genome assembly